Molecule: messenger RNA, 264 nt
Organism: Medioppia subpectinata
Lineage: Eukaryota; Metazoa; Arthropoda; Arachnida; Sarcoptiformes; Oppiidae
Source: the annotation of a GenBank genome assembly
AUGAGAAUAAAGUUAUACUUAUGUGUGAUCUUCGCGUUCAUCGUUUUGAGCGCUUAUUUCUUUCAAGAGGGAGAAUGCGGUAAAAAGAAGAAACUGCUAAAAGCGGCCAAAUUUCUGUUACUCGGAGCCGCUCUCAAGUCCAAGAAGACAAUCCUUCCCAUUCCUAUACCCAUCCCGUUUAAAGUGGAGAGACAUGUGUCUCAUGCAUAUCCCGAACCUGUGCCCUAUCCCGUCUAUAGGCCAUAUCCUGAGCCCGUAUUGUAA